Messenger RNA from Cornus florida, 9744 nucleotides. RefSeq lists its product as uncharacterized. The coding region runs from base 3118 to 9510 and encodes 2130 amino acids. The transcript is spliced from 19 exons. The record is from RefSeq and is a predicted model, not a curated record. Gene Ontology annotation, cellular component: histone methyltransferase complex. Lineage: Eukaryota; Viridiplantae; Streptophyta; Magnoliopsida; Cornales; Cornaceae. Gene Ontology annotation, biological process: positive regulation of DNA-templated transcription. Gene Ontology annotation, molecular function: nucleic acid binding; protein binding; histone H3K4 methyltransferase activity.
GGAAGAGGUCUUAGCCUUCUUUGAUUUGAUUUAUUAGUAGCCAAUGGAUAGGGCGGGCAAUGAUGCGUGGUGCUGGGUGCGGGCCAGGUGUGGUGUGGUGCCUUUUCGGUUAGAUCUUAUUACUUAGCUCUUUAGGGAGAUCAGAAGGACGUUUUGCCAUGGUAAGCGAUGGGAAAAGCUAAAACCCCUUUAAGGUGGCAUUUUAUAUGGGCGCAAAGUAGGUCUGGGAGGAUCUUGAUCAUAAUAGACAAUUUGAAGAAGCUGUGCAAUAAUGCAAUUCUUCAACUUGCACUGUCCAGUGGUGAGAGGUGUUUGGGCUAUGUUCUUGGCAGUGUUUGGGAUGCAGUGAUUGUUGCCGGCUUCUGCUUCAGAAACUCUUGAGAGUUGAGUCUUAAAGGGGAUGUACAGUGGGUAGACAAACUCAAGAUACUUUGAGAGUUGGUCCACUAUAUAUUUGGCGGGGUUUAUGUUGGGAGAGAAAUAGGAGAUCUUUUGAAGUUGUAGUACCAUCUAUACUUAUAAAAGAAAAAAGAUGGUGUAGUAGCAUCAAUAUGGGUACUGAAGCACUCUAUUUUAAGUUCUUUAUUUUUUUGGGGUUAAAGGGCAUAUAUGUACAUUUGUAGAGGAAUUUGUUGAUUUUUUUUAAUAGCUUGAGGUUAUAGUGAUGUUUUCUUUUGUGUAGUUAUUUUUUGGGUGUUCUCCGUUUUGACCCUUUUUUAAUACUUAACCAAAAAAAAAAGAGAUUUAAUUAUUAGGUUAGUCUAGUACUUCAAUAUGUAAUCGUACCCGAUACCAAUACCUCGACACAUGGUGACAUAACCAUCGCUUGAGAAGCCACAUUAAUCAUCUAAACAAGGCCCUGACCUUAGGACUCCUUGGUAACCUCGAGUUCCACUCUUGAUCUGUUUGUUGAACUUCCACCGUAGUUGAUACACUUGGAUCGUUGGAUGUUUUCCUGAUUACAUGAAAUACUUCCUUUAUCUUAAUUAUUAUAGAAAUUUACAUUUAGUGAACUCCAUUGGGGAAGUUAUUCUCCUAUAAUGAAAAAAACGAGGGAACUUGUGCUGUGGGCAUGCUUGCCAAAGCACUAUGAUAGUAUGGUGUAUUGAAAGUAGACUGAGACGCUAGAACCAUUAUGUAAUAUUAGAAAGGAUAUUAUAAAAUCUUGCAAUUACUGCUUACUGGUAAGAGAAUAGGGUACUAUUCUGAUUUAAAUGGAGAAGGGAAAAAAAAAAAAAAAAAAAAAAAAUCAAAUUCAUGUCGCUUAGGGAAAUUGUACCUGUGCUGGACCUGGUGAUGAUCACGGUUUUGAUUUUGCAUAUGAAAUUAAACCUUGGGACGGAUGUAAAGCGAAGCAGUCAUUCUAGAUACAAUUUUUAAAUAUUGGAUUUUCCGUUUUUUAAAUCGUGUAUCUCCGUCACUUGUAGUGAUUUGAGGAAGCGACCAUUCGUUAUUCAGACCUGCUUUGUGUAAGACUGGGGGGCAACUCUUUCUUGGGAUAAAUGACGUAAUUUAGUACCCAAUUGCCAAUUCCAAAAUAAGUAGAGAAAAGAAGAGUGCUAUUUUUUUCAUUGGUAAUUCCUCCUUUUUUCCUAGCGUCCAAUCAAAAAAAAAAAGUUCGCUAACGUUACACCACUUAGAUGUUGAAAUGGUAAAGAUGUCAUAGUUGUUAUCGCAGCCACCGUUCUGAUAAUGCUGGAUGGGGGUGUAAACAACAUAACCUUUGGGAAUUAGGAUUCUGAAGUCAUAAUAUCUUUUCUUUUUUCUUUUCCUCGUCUUUUUGGAGUUUUAUUUUUGUCUCAUGUCUCCUCAGACAACGGUGAUACACAUGUUUUAACUCUAUAAUGAUAUAAUCUCAUAAUUUUUCUUUUUAUUUAGUGAUUUUUAGUGAGCAUGUAGAGAUGAUUCUGUCUAGGUUUUUAAAAUGGUUUUCUGUCACUGUUGGUGGGGAACACUGCUUUGUUUAGAUUUUCAGUACUUCUACAAGCCUAAAAUGCAGUAGGAUGUACUGGUUAUUAUUAUUAUUUUAAUGAUACAUUUACAUUUAUGAUAAUUGUUUGUUAAUCCAAAAACUUUAAAUUUAGGUCUUACCUAGAAAACUUGAUUUCCAACCUUGAUCUAAGUCGAUUAAGGUUGGAAAUGAAGACCUAAACCCAAUUAAGAAUAACGAGUGAAGAGAAUUGAUCUUAAGUUUCUCAUCUUAACAUCAAUUAAAUUGUCAAGGCUUUUUUGAACCUGUAGUUUUAUCUUAGCAGCUCAAGUUUUAGUUGUUAAGUCGAACGGCAUAUCUAAGUUGGAAAUCUUUUUAGAAAUUUAUAUAAUGAAUAACAUCUUAACUUUUAAAAUUCCAAUACUGAUGCAAUAACAGCACCACACAUGAACACUCGUCCACUGUUGUCACAGCAUGUAAUGUGGUCAGGACCUCUGGCUGUCGCGCUUUGAAUUUGCCUGACCUUUGAAACCAUGGUAACCACGAGGAUGACUAGUGGUGGUGGUGAUAUUGGCAAUUUUGUAUUGUUGUGGUUGUGAAGGUAAACUUUUCUGCUGUGAGCCUGUGACUGAGCUUUUCCCUAAAUGAGCAUCUGGGUAUAAAGUUGGAGAAAUAUUAGUGAGAGAGGGAGAAGGUGUUAUUUAAAGGGUAAAAAGGGACCCUCUGGGACCAUUGUGUCACAUGUUCUUAUUAUCAAGUAUUCAAGUGACAAGAUCGAUGAAUAAAAAUAAGAUAAUAGGGCGUGAGAACAAAGUUGAAUGGAUUUGUGCAUGGCAAAGCUGGAAAACAAAUAAUAGGGCUGUGGUGCUGAUUUUCAAUAACCAUUUCAUGAGUUUUUGUAGUGCAAAUUUUAAACUCGUUCCUGGAUAUGAUCAAAUGGUUACUAUCUGCCUUGAAGUCUAUCCUGACAUAGUAUCUGGGAUAAUUUUGGAAAAGAGGACCUAGUAGCAAGCGAAAAUUUGCAAAGAAAAAAGAUUAAAAUCAUAGUUAUUUUCAAAUUUCUUCUUAUUGUUACUUUUUCAAGACAAGAUAGGAGAUGCGAGUGAAAAUGUGACUGCAAUUUACGAGGAAGAGGAAAGGAACAUUAGCAUGGCAGAACUUGGGAAUGGUUUCUUCUGUUCCUGGCCAUGCUUGGAAGCAAAAAGUUACAGAGUAUUUUGAAUGGAGGUUGCUACUUACAUGUUGCACAAGAGCCAAGUUCAGCAGCCCGUGGAAUGAUACCAGAAUUUAUGUUUCCAAAGACUUCAACCUUAAGUUCAUAUAACUUAGGCAAUGCUGAGCUGGGAAGUUCAUUUUUAUCUCUCCUUUCUGGUCCACCAUCAUUAGUGCAAGGCGAUUUACAGCAAUUGUCAAUUCCGAAGCCAUUCAAUGCCUCCACAAUUCCUGUUAAGAGCAACGGUGUCGUGGUCAGUGCUGCUGGAAGUAGUGUUUCAUUUGCACCUCCUGGGCUAUUAUCAGAAAAUCCUAGGAACCAAAAUCCAAAAAUGGGAGGAAAUCUUUGUCCAAUUGUUUCAUCCAGGGCGAGGGCAAGUUCAAAUCACUGCAGCGCUUCUGGGUUGCAGGAUGUACAUCAGGCUGCAAACUUAAAUCUUCAGAGUUCGGAACUUGCUAAGGUGGUCAUCCAUGGCACACUUCCUGUCAAUGAGAAAGUAAAUGAUAUUUCUUCUGUGAGUGGGGGAUGGCUUACUACUACAACCCUUCCUAAUGUUGGGAAGUUUCAUGGCACGAAUAUUCAGGCAUCACAAAAAGUUCCAUUACAAAGUCACUCUUCUGUUUCUCAUCAUUCAUCUACUAAUACAAGUGAUUGCCCUCGUGUGUUUUGUUUGGGUGCAAGUGGCGAUCUGCUUCUCAGCAAUACAGGACUUCUGGGCAUUGUUUGCUCUUGUCAUGGUUGGCACAUGUCGAUUUCCAAGUUUUGUGAGCAUUCAGGAUUAUGUAAUGUUAACCCUGGGGAUGCUGUUCGUUUGGACAGUGGCGAGACCAUAGCUUAUUGGCGGAAGCUUUACUUCCACAAAUUUGGGAUUAGGGUUCCAGACGAUCAUAGCGGAUGGGAUUGGCCUGAAGGAUUCUCAGCAACUGCUGGUUUGGUGAAAACCAGAACAACUUUGCCCAACAUGUCCAGAAAUUCAGACCUGUCUAAUCUGAUUGGUUCAUCCGGAGCAUCGGUUAGGUCUGGAUGGUCUUGGAAUGAUGCAUGUCCAAAGAACCCUUAUACUGGUCAGAAAUUGGUUAAUGAGGUUUCCCAAAAUGAAAAGCUGAAAAAUGCUCAGGAUGGUUUCAAUUUUCUCCACAAGGGCUUUAUUGGCACUUCAAAGAGCAAUUUGCACCCAAUGGCUGAUAACCAGAAUAUGGAGUGCCCUGUGUCUAGGUAUUCGACGGCGUCAAAGUUAGUUGGUUUAACAGGACCAGAUAAUGGUUCUCAGUCCAUUUCCGCUUACAUUGAUUCAAUCUCUAAAAGUAAAAGUUUAUUCGUUUCCAGCACAAAUUUGCUGAACUUAACAACCCUUGGUGUAGAUUCUUCUAACAGCAGAUUUAACUAUUCAAAGGAGGGUGAUAUUGUGGACAGAGAGGCAGUUCCCUCAAACUUUGAGUUGAGACUUGGGCAACCUUCUCAGCCGAUUCAGACUCGGGGAAAUCCAGUUUUACCUGCCUUUGGAUCUCACCUGUUUUGCACAGUUGGUGAUCCCCAGAAAUCACUCUUAGCGGAGCAGCUGAUGCAUAAUACUAGCAAUUCAGUGGUAAUGGAGAGACGCAGACAGUUUAUUCGAUGUGCUGCUGACACUUCUAAUUCCAGUGCGAGAAGAGAACAAAGCCUAUUGAACACUGUGAACAAUGCAUCUGGUGUGAGUAAUGCAGUAGAUGCUGCUAAAAUAGAACAUCUCAAAGGUGAUACGGCUAAGGUUUCAGGAAUUUCUAUGUUGCUUCCGCACUUGAAUACUCCUCUUGAAGGAAAGUUGCACUUCAAAAACACUAACAAUGUGGUCAAUAGUAGUGAGGAUGUUAUGCCUAUGACACAUUGUGAGUCUCGUACUCUUAACUGUGAUCCAAUUAAAUUUCCUUGGAAUAGAGGGGGUGAAAUAGAAAGGAAGUUGAUCAUUAAUGAACUUGGCCUUCACAAACGUAUGGACAAGGGAAAAGCAGUGGGAGAUAUAGCCGAUGACUGUCAUGUUGCAACUGAAUCAAGCUUUGGAUUUCCAAGUAAGCAUAUUGAAAGUUCAAGCUCUUUUGGUGCAGUUGGCAACGGAACCGGUAAUCAUACUUGUUCAGUGGUACAUGACAAGGGAUCUCACCAGUACCAGUUCCCUGGCAUGCUUCCUUAUGCAUGUGAUGCCAGAAACGCCUUAAACUAUUCUGGGAAAAAAUCUUGCCUCGGAAAUAAUGGCCACGUUGAUCGUGUUUUUCUUAGAUCCAUCAGCUCAUCCAUGGAUUCUGGACUAAUUGUGCCUUCACAAGAAGUUCCAAUGGGGGUUUCCACAACAACAUCGAUAUCUGUACCUCGUCCUACGUCAGCACUACUGAAUAAGGAGGGCAGUGGUAUAAGCCCCUAUUUAUUGGAUGAUAACUUGAGAAAUCUUGCAUUUAGGCAUAUACUGGAGUCAUCUAACCAAAACCAUUCCUUUGCCCCUUUUGGAACCAACCAAGAAAAAGGGAGAUUCAUCAACUCCUGUGGUGUGAAGAUACAAGGUUCUAUUGUCCAUCCGACAAUGUCAAAUGAACAAAGGCAUGGACCUGAUACCACUAGUAAACAGGAUGCUUGUGAACUUGCUAUGAAAUCACUCCAAUCUGGUGUUACUUGUUGGAUGAGUCAUGAUAGUGAAAAUUUUGCUCCCGUGGCAGGUCUGAAUAAAUGGUGCGAUUUCUCAACAUUCUCGCAAGCAAAUUCUGUGCAUCCUAAAGGACUGGAAACACAAUAUGAAAUCUCUCGCAGUCCUCAUCCAAACAAUCAGUCUUCAUCGAGAAGUGAAAACACCAUUUCUCCAUCAAGCGAGCUUGUAAAAUGCUGUCAGAGAGUACCAUGUACAUAUUUUCCAAGCAAGUGCAUCUGUGCUUUCCACGCAAAUCAUGUAGUCAGUUGUGACUCUAAAGGAAAAACUUCCCUUGAUGCUGUUGAAGAACAUGCAGGAAGUAUUUGUGGCAAAGCCUCCCUUUUAUUUGCUUCAAGGUUUGAUGAAGAAUAUAAUUUCCCAAAGAAAAAAGUUGUUUCCUUAGGUCAGAAUGAGAAGUUAGAGGGGCAAAUUCCUAAGAAAGCUGGUACUCAUGGUUUCCAGUGGAGAGAUGUGCCAAGGAAGGCAACAGAGAUUUGCAGUGUUGCAUGUAUGGAUCAACCAGCUGAUUUAUUGGAUGGGAGCCUAAACGUUGAGGAUCAAAUUAGUGUUGCUGCUACUGAAUGCUUCAACAGAUCUGCUCAAGAUGCGGAGUGCUUGAAAGAGCAACAAAUGUCUAAUGUUUCUUCUGGAUGUUCUGCCCCUGCUGUUACUCAGGCAUCAAUUGAGGUUAAUAACAUGGAUUCUUGUACUGUUGAUGCUGGGGAUACUAGAUAUACAAAAGAUCUUGUAGUGGAUGAAGGAUCAGGCAUUGACAAAUGCUGGUCAUCUGAUGACGCACUUGACAGCGAAAGAAGUGCUGAAUGUUUUCAGUCUUGUAAGAUCAAGUCGAUAAAUGAAAGUUCUUCUAAAGCAUUACCUAAUCAAUUCUCUCGUACUCUGAUUGACGACCUUAGGUUCAGAGACUCAUUCUGGCUAAAGAAGGUACAAAAUAAAAUUCAUACUGGGAACACCAUACAUGAAAAGACCAAUCAUGCACAAAAAUCUGAGAGUGGCUUCAAAACUGGAAAGAGAAAACAAGCAAGCAAGUGGAAGAUGCGAGAUGCAUCAUUUUCUUCCUCUGGCUUUUCUUCAUCCCAAAAUGAAUCUCCAAAAUGUAUUGGUAAUGCUGAAUGGCAUUCCAGUUCAUCCAGUGAUAUGCAAAUGCCACUUAGAUCUGACCAAGGGAUAUCUCAUAAUUGUGCGUGUUCAGCUGGUCCUAGUUUUAAAAGGAGGAGGUCUGGCUUUUCUUCUUCCAAGACUAUGUCUCGUAAAAGAGAUCUACACAGACUUUACAUUGAAAGGGAGGGAGAAAAUGAUUAUCAAACACAAUUGAAGGUUAAUGGUAAAUGUGUUGAAAUUCCAGAAGCCUCUGGCGGGAAAAAGUUAAGAUCAGGUCGGACUGCUCUGAAAACUAAGCAGUUCCGGAUGCAAGAACAAAAUUGUGCUGAAGUUGUGAAUUUUGAUUCCGCAGUUCGUAUGAUAUCCACUUAUGAUCAGCCACUGGGUGUUUGUAAUGGUAGGGAAAGGCCAGUAGUAGCUGGGAAGUAUGGUGUUAUUUCUAAUGGAAAUUCAUCGAAACCGGUAAAAAUCGUUCUUCUUAGUAAGAUUUUUAAAGUUUCUACAAGAUGUGAACUUACUGAAAAUGACGAGUUUAGGUUAAAUUCCGUGAAGAAGUUGAGGAAGAGAAGUGUUAAAGGAGGCAAUGGAUGCUUUGCUAAAUUGUCUAGUUUUAGGAAAAAGGGAGAGGGUGAAGGUCACGAUGCUAUGGUUUGUAGUGAAUUAGAUCCUGACUAUUUUAUGGAAGAUGCAGAGACGGCUUGCUUUGGGGGAGGUAAAAAAUGUGAUGAUGAAUCAUACAUGUUGGAGAAAGAAAGAUAUGAUGGCAGUGUGAAGAAUCGUAAUAUUCCAAGCAGUUUUUUAAGCACUCGAUUGAAGACAAAGAGUAAGGAAAUUCGCAAGCGCAGCCUUUAUGAGCUAACAGCUGAAGGAAAUGGUUCAUGUAAUUCAAACUUUUCUCCUGUGAAGAUUUCAAAAUGUGAACCACAAACAAAGGGCCAAUAUCUGGGGAAGUUACUAAAGAAUACUGAAAAUGGUAAAUGUCUUGCGGAAGAACUAUAUGGUGAUAACAAAUCCACUAAAGAGCAUCAGUGCCAGUCCUCUACUUUGGGGUUGGGUGCAUUUUGCUGUGUUUGUGGAAGUUCAAAUAAGGAUGAAAUUAACUGUUUAGUGGAGUGCAGUCGAUGCUUAAUCAGGGUGCACCAGGCUUGCUACGGUGUUUCCAGAGUACCCAAAGCUCAAUGGUAUUGCAGACCAUGCAGGACUAGUUCCAAAAAUAUUGUCUGUGUUCUCUGUGGUUAUGGAGGUGGGGCCAUGACUCGGGCACUGCGGAGUCACAAUAUUGUGAAAAGCCUUUUGAAAGCUUGGAAUGUUGUGACUGAAUCCGGGCCUGAGAAUUCAAUUUCUCCUUCUGAAGCUUUGGAGGAUCAGUUGAGCAAAUUGUCUUCAAGUUCUAUACAUGAUAGUGAUUCAUUUCAUUUUAUCCGACCUGUACGCAUUGAGUCAUCUUCUACAGCAGCAUGGAAAAUAGAUCCACAGAAACGGUUGGAAUCUGUAAAGGAUUCAUCUCGUUCUUCUGGUAAAUUGAAGGUGGACAACAACAUAACAGCAGGAGUUCUUGACUCAACUGUUCAGCAGUGGGUUCAUAUGGUUUGUGGACUCUGGACACCAGGAACGCGCUGCCCAAAUGUUGACACAAUGAGUGCUUUCGAUGUAUCUGGUGCUGCUUGUCCUAAAGUAAAUGUGGUUUGCUCAAUGUGUAACCGACCAGGUGGUUCCUGUAUAAAGUGCAGAGUUAUGGAUUGCUCUGUUCAGUUUCAUCCCUGGUGUGCUCACCAAAAGGGUUUGCUGCAAAGUGAGGUUGAAGGUGUUGAUGAUGAGAAUGUUGGUUUUUAUGGAAGAUGCGUGCUUCAUGCAACAUAUCACCAGUGUGAUUCAGAUGGUGAUCCUGUUGAUACCGAAAUUGGUCAUCCUGGAAAAAAGGACACAUGUGCUCGGACAGUGGGCUUCAAGGGUCGGAAACAGGAAGGCUUCCAGCAUCGUCUUAAUUGUCAAUCUAGUGGCAGUGGUGGGUGCCUUGUUCCACAAGAGCAGUUAGAUGCAUGGAUUCACAUUAAUGGGCAAAAGUGCGCAAAAGGGCUUCCAAAGCUUCCAAUUUCAGAUAUUGAGUACGAUUGUCGGAAAGAAUACACACGUUACAAACAGUCAAAAGGUUGGAAGCAUUUGGUAGUAUACAAGUCGGGCAUACAUGCCCUUGGUCUUUACACAUCUCAGUUCAUUUCCCGUGGUGCAAUGGUUGUUGAGUAUGUAGGUGAGAUAGUGGGGCUCCGUGUGGCAGACAAAAGAGAGAGGGAUUAUCAGUUUGGAAGAAAACUUCAGUACAAGAGUGCUUGUUAUUUCUUUAGGAUAGAUAAAGAGCAUAUAAUUGAUGCGACCCGUAAAGGUGGUAUUGCUCGGUUUGUCAACCAUUCGUGCCUGCCAAACUGCGUUGCCAAGGUGAUUUCUGUGAGGAAUGAAAAGAAGGUGGUGUUUUUCGCUGAGAGAGACAUAUACCCCGGAGAAGAGAUUACUUAUGACUACCAUUUUAACCACGAGGAUGAAGGUAAAAAAAUACCUUGCUUUUGCAAUUCAAAAAAUUGCAGGCGUUAUUUAAACUAGGCAAGCUUGGUGAAAAUAUAUUUUCCUGUAAAGCACUCAUUUUUUUCGAAGAUAUCAAUCCUGUAUGGCUGUCAAUAUUUGGCUUAUAUUACAUUAAAUAUGGUCAAGACAAUUUAAUGAAAUAUAUUCCUGUCGUUGUAUAUGAAAGUUCCAUGAAGGCAGAAUAUCACUGGGAAUGGAUGUCUCCCAAUUGAUCUUUAGUUUAUUUUAUUCAUUAUUAGUGUUGGGACUGUU